This is a messenger RNA of Rubroshorea leprosula, 1189 nucleotides long. The record is from the annotation of a GenBank genome assembly. Lineage: Eukaryota; Viridiplantae; Streptophyta; Magnoliopsida; Malvales; Dipterocarpaceae.
CAGGGGUGGAGGACUACAACUCAAAACCAAAAGGACAAUAAGGGGUAGGUUACACCAGAAUACCUCCACCCUCAGGCACAAUAAAUAUGAUUUUUGGUGGCAUACAUUCAAGAGGCCAGAGUGCUCAAGGUCGUAAAGUCUAUGCUCGUCAGGUAAUGAUUGUGAACAAAAAUGGUCCCUUAAAACGACUGUUUGAAGAAGCGAAAUGGGAAAACAUUCCCAUUACGUUCAGUCUUGUUGAUUAUAAGCGACUAGAGGGAGAAUCUGAUGUUAUGAUGCCUCAUGUUGACCGCUUCGUGGCAACAGUCCACAUAAGUAAUCAUAAUGUUAAUAAGAUCUUCAUUGAUACGGGCAGCUCUCUAGACAUCUUAUAUUGGAGUUGCUUCCAAAAGAUGCAAUUAAGCCCGGCUUCUUUGAAGAAAUAUGAAAGGCUAAUAUACGGAUUCGGCAAUCAACCUGUCUCUGUUGAAGGGGUAAUCACCCUUCCCAUCUAUGUAGAACCUACGCCGAGUACAGUGAAGUUAAACCCCUUGAAGUGUAUGUUUGUUGUGGAAUCAAGCAAAUUUCUGGGAUAUGUGAUAUCCAAGAAAGGAAUUGAGGUGAAUCUGGAUAAGGUUCAGUCCAUGCAGCAAAUGGAGCCUCCUAAAACAGUAAAAGAUGUGCAAUGUCUAAUAGGUCAUCUCGUCGCUUUGCACAAAUUUAUUGUCAGUGAGUACGAUCUCAAAUUUGAACCGCGUGCAGCCAUAAAGGGUCAAGCCUUGACAGAUUUCUUAGUGGAAUGCCAUCUAGUUGCUCUUGAAGGAAUUACAGCCUCACACCCUGUAUGGGCAUUGUACAUAGAUGGGGUUGCAAGUGUAGAAGGAUCAGGGGCAGGAGCAAGAGCAGUGUUUAUAGGUCCAGAUGGAUUUAAAACCGAGCAUGCUUUAAGAUUCAAGUUUCAGGCCACCAAUAACGCUGCUGAAUACGAAGCACUCAUUUAUGGUUUGAAGGUAGCAUUGGAGCUGAAAGCACAAAACAUAAGAGUCUUUAGUGACUGCUAGCUUGUCGUAAAUCAAGUGAAUGGGAGUUGUGAUAUCAAAGACCCUCAGCUCGGUCGUUACACCUCUAUAGUCAACAGGUUGAAAUCAGGCUUUGUUUAGUUCUAGAAUGACCAGAUGCCGAGGGCAGAUAAUAAACGAGCUGGUGAAUU